GCAUCAGUGACGCGAUGGUCUGGUCUGACCUACAGACGUACGGCCGCAGGGUGGGGCUCUCAGACCCCUACCUGCUCUACGCCGCUGACACGUUCCAGUUUGAGCAGGACACGUUCAGACAAGAGCUCCGAGGAGUGAACUACGUGUGCGCUGUAUACCGACUGAUUAAACUUGUACCUACAACACCGGACCAUUCCGCCAUUGUGACCUACAACGGUGAAUACGUCGAAAGUGGACAAGUGCUAAAAUGGGAUGUGGACCUGGUUUUUAAGAAAGGUGAGCUUGUACAGAUAGACGGAUACUUGGCCGAGACGCUCAGGCGAACCAAGUACAGCAAAUAUUUUUCUUUUGACACGUGUGACAGGCCAAUCAACACAGCACGGAACCAGAAUCCAUUUCAAUAUUUGUCCAAAUUGAGAGCAGAUGGGAGAGAUUAUCCUAAAGCUAUUUAUCCCAUGGAUGAGAAAAUCAACAAGUUUUAUGAAGACAUCAUUGGCAAGAUUUUCUAA
Molecule: messenger RNA, 509 nt
Organism: Physella acuta
Lineage: Eukaryota; Metazoa; Mollusca; Gastropoda; Physidae
Source: RefSeq, a predicted model, not a curated record